Acyrthosiphon pisum (pea aphid) is the source of this 1655-nucleotide messenger RNA. RefSeq names its product endoplasmic reticulum resident protein 44-like. The transcript has 8 exons. The record is from RefSeq and is a predicted model, not a curated record. The coding region runs from base 372 to 1550 and encodes 392 amino acids. Gene Ontology annotation, molecular function: protein disulfide isomerase activity. NCBI's taxonomy places the organism in Eukaryota, Metazoa, Arthropoda, Insecta, Hemiptera, Aphididae. Gene Ontology annotation, cellular component: endoplasmic reticulum-Golgi intermediate compartment; endoplasmic reticulum membrane. Gene Ontology annotation, biological process: protein folding.
AAUAAUAUCUUCAUGGUUAAAUAUUCUUCAAUAUUUAACAGUGAUAAGUUUGAAAAGCUUUUAUGUGCAUGCUAGUGCGUGGCCAAUAUCUUGUUCGUCGCAUUAUACAAAAUAUAUCAAUACACUACCUAGCAUAACAGUAUAAGUAGUAAAACAUCGUGUUCUGCCGUCCACACUCUGCAGUCAACGCACGCCGGUCGGUUUGCAAAAUAUUGGUGACGCUUUGUCAAUUUGUUUUCUCCGUUUGCCGGCUCUACGUGUUCGAAGUGUCAAAACUUGAAACGUUGCUAUCCGUUUUAUAUAAAUAAAUAUUAUAUUAUAGUAAUUGGUACACGCCACGGUUAAUUUGCUGGUCGACAGAGCGCACUGCCAUGUCUGAUGGUCCGGAGAGCAGCAGUAAAGUCUUGCCGAUUAACACGGAAAACGUCUUCUCGAUUUUGGAUUCUAAUGAGUUAGUUGUAAUUAUCUUCUACACUCAAUACGAUUCAAAAUAUAGUAAAUUUGAAUCGAUAGUCAAUGAAGCUGCUAUGAAAGUGUUUGAACUUUAUUCGGAUCCCGGUAAAGUUGUUUUCGGCAAAUCAUGUUGUAGUGAAAAAUGGAUCUAUUCAGGAGGUUAUAAAUUUUAUGUGCAUGAUCUAUACAUAAAAGUUUUCAUACACGGAAAGCUAUCGACAGUUUAUUUUAAUAACUUAGACUACAUGUCAGUCCAGGAAUUUGUGUCUUAUGUUCAAAACCGACUUGACGGUUCCAUACAAGAAAUAUCCAGUACCUGCAGUAUUCCCGACAAUCCUAAAGUUGCACACGCUAAAGCUAUAACUGGAUAUUUCAAAAAUAAAUAUUCAUCAGCUUAUCGGAUAUUUAGAAAAGUAUCAAUGAACCUAAUGGAUAUUUGUAGGUUUUACGCUGGAUUCGGAGAAAAAUAUUCUACUAUGUACUCUGGUAACCAGAACGAAUCAUUAAUCAUAUUCAAGAUUUCCGACCAACCAUCUCCAGAAUUUGAACAAGAAAUAUUUAGUGGCGAUUCAUCAGAUUACGAAUCACUCUAUGCUUGGGGAACAAAAAGCUGUCUACAGUCAACGAGUGAAAUUACAUUUGAUAAUGCUAUGGAAUUGGAUAUAGAUCAAAACAUUUCUUUAAUUCUUUUCUACAAUCCAGAUGAUCUCAAACCUGUUAGACAGUUCAAGGAUAUUAUUAAAACAGAUUUAGAAGAAUGGCGUGAUCGUUUUAAAUUCUUUACUGCAGAUGGUCAAACAUUUUCUCUAAAAUUACAACAAAUUGGAAAAACUAUAACUGAUUUACCGUUUGUAAUUUUGAACAGUUUCAAUACAAUCUAUUUUUUUCCUGAAAAUAUUAAUUUUACUACUCAUCAUGAAUUAAAAAAAUGCAUACAAAACUAUUAUUUACCUUGUAAGAAAAGAACUGUAAAUAUUUUUCCGAAUUAUAUUUUCCACUUAUUUAGAAAAAUAUCCAGAGAACCGGUGAAACUUGAAAAGAUAGUUUUAUCCAGUUCAGACAGCGAUGAAGAUGAUGGUUUCGGUCUAUUUGAUUAAUUUUAUGAAGUCAUCAUCCACACGGUGUAUUGAACAUUCUUAAUAUUUCCAUUUUGUACCGUUCAAACAAUACUAAUAAGAAUAUAAUGCUUAAUAAAUGUCUUA